UUAAUCUCUACGCUUCUCUCUCUGCAAUUACUCUUUGAGAGCAUCUCUCUCUAGAAUAUUGAGUAUUGCUGACUUGAGCGUUGGAGUGUUUUCCCCGAGGAAACAACCUCGGGAUUUUCAUGUGUAGAAGCAGCUGAGGACUUCAACAGCAUUGGACUGCGAAGCUACCGAAACAUUGGCGCCGUCUGUGGGAAACUCGAAUAAAAAGCUGUGUGAUUUAACCUGCUGAAAAACAAAAUGGUCCGUACCUUUACAGGAGAACAUCCCCCAAGAUAUGAAAUAGACGAACAGGAGGACGAUCACGUAUCUGAGGCCGGAUUGAAUGACUUUAGGCCGAUGCCAAGAAAUCUUUUUGUAGGAGGAGCCGAACAGGAUCACCUAAGUGAGACGGAUGAUGAAAGAACACCAACUGGGUAUGCAACCCAGCCUGAACAGUUCCAAGCUCCAACAGGAACGAGACAAAGAUAUGCCAGACCAAACAAUGCACAGCGUGAACGACCUGAAAGGUCAACAGAACCUGCUCGGACAACCGAGCUCGAAGAGAGAACCAGAGUUCUUGAAAUGGCAAUGGGAAGAAUCCUUGCCCGCUUAAUCCCUGAUGACCCCCUGAUUCCUUUGCUGAACAGGGAUGCACAACCAGCUGCGGUUGUGGCAACUCGAAACUCCCCCGCUCUAAGCAACAUAGUGGUGCCGACCAGGCCAAGGGGAAGUGGAAAGCUAAAUAUCGAGCCCAGCUCAUCCAAGCACAGCGAAGAACUGCUGAAGAAGAACGCAGACCUUGAAAGGCAGCUACGAGAUGUACAAAAGUCUAUAGACGAGCUGAAAAGUCCCAGGUCGUAUCAGCAAACUCUUGAUUUAGAUAGCGCCCCAUUGAACCUAUCCAUCACAGCAGAACCGUAUCAAGAGGGAUUCAAAAUUCCCCACUUAGAGACGUAUGAUGGCUCGGGCGACUCGGAUGAACAUCUGAACACUUAUCAAGCCAUCAUGAGAAUCCAAAAUGCCAAUGACACCAUGAUGUGCAAAGUGUUCCCAGCAACACUUAAGACAACAGCAAGGAGAUGGUAUCACAAACUCCCCAGACAUUCCAUAGACUCCUAUUCCCAGCUCGCCAAGUUAUUCUCCAACAAAUUUGCGAGCCAAAGGGAGAUUAAACGUACAGCAACUGAACUAAUGCAGGUUCAUCAGAAAAAGGGAGAGUCUUUGAGGGACUACAUGCAGCGAUUCAACAAAGCUACUUUGGACAUUGAUAACGUCCCCGAUACCAUUUGCUUAUCUGCCUUGUUGCAUGGCCUGAAGCCUGGCCGGUUUUUGGACGACCUGCUGGAGAAUCCACCCAAGUCAUGGAAUGAAGUAAAUGACAGACACGGAAAAGAACCCAAGCAGCAUGAAAACAGAGAUGACAAGAAGAAACAGAAGAUUGGCGAGCAGAGAGGGAAACCGUCCUCUUAUCCAAAAUAUGACAGUUAUAUACCCCUGAGCUCGUCACGAUCCCAGAUAUUGUCGCAGAUACAGCACUGGGUCAAGAGACCCCCUCCACAGACGCAUGAUUCUUUACGAACUGACAGAAGCAAAUACUGCGACUAUCACCGUGUCUACGGCCAUAACACAGAAGACUGCCAGAGUCUGAAGGACGAGCUCGAAUUCUUGGCCCGCAAUGGAAAAUUGGAGGGGUAUGUGCAGAAGCCUUUUGUUCGGCAACCCACCCAGACCCAUUUUGUACAAGAGUACGGCCGACCUCAAGUACCUGGGUAUCAGCUCGGUAGCAACCCAAAUUCUUACCAGACCGUUCCGUACCCGUUUGAGCCGACCAAAGCAUACAGGGGGCGCCCGUUCAAUAGGCGUGGGCAAGGACAGAAAACACCUACGCAGAACCAAAGAGACCACAGAGGAGUCGGGUAUGGUGGAAUACCCCCGCCAUCUGGCACAAUCAAUAUGAUCUCUGGUGGUAUACAUGCAGGAGGUCAUAGCGCCCGAGCCCGCAAGGCAUACGCUCGCCAGGUGAUGACAAUAAAUAAGAACCGGCCUCUUAAGCGUCCAUUUGAAGAGGCAGAGUGGGAGAAUGCGGCCAUAACAUUUAGUCCGGCAGAUUACCUGCGAGUAGGAGAGCCUGACGUUGUGAUGCCUCAUGCGGAUCCUUUUGUAGCAACAGUCCAUAUAGGCAACCAUAACGUCAAUAAGGUCUUCAUUGACACUGGGAGCUCACCUGAUAUCCUGUAUUGGAGCUGCUUUCAAAAGAUGCAGCUGAACCCCAGCUCAUUACAAAAGUAUGAAGGGCCUAUCUAUGGGUUCGACAAUCAACCUGUUCCAGUGCAGGGAGUAAUCACACUACCCAUUUAUGUGGGCUCGGAACCACACUUCAGGAUGGCUUCAGUCAGUUUCCUGGUCGUCAAAAUGGAAUCGGCCUUCAACGCCAUACUAGAAAGGGCUACUCUGUGCGAACUGAAGGCUGUCAUCUCACAGCCUCAUCUCUGCAUGAAAUUCCCAACGCCUCAAGGGGUGGGAGUGCUGAAGGGGAAUCAGAAGAUGGCCAGGGCAUGUUAUCAGGAUGCGUUUAAGAAGGUUGAGCUCGCUGUAGCCCCUGGAGGAUCCCAAAGUAGUAGGCCGACUCAGCCCGGCCAGCAGACAAUGAGCAUAUCGGACAUUGAACAUAGACCUGAGGGUGUCGAGCAAAAAGCAGAGCCGGUAGAACCAGUGGAAACCGUUCCUUUAAACCCUGAUGUGCCGGAAAGAACAGUAAAGAUAGGCACUAAACUCACAGAGGAAGAACGAGCAGAGCUUCUGGAGUUUUUUAGGGUCAAUCAAGAUGUGUUCGCGUGGGUUACUGAUGAAAUGCCUGGCAUCCCGGCAGAGUUGACAGUCCACAAACUUAGCACAGAUCCCACCAGAAGGCCGGUGGUGCAGAAACGUCGCCUUUUUGGCCCAGAGAAACAAGCCGCCAUAGACGAGGAGAUACAAAAGCUGUUACAGGCAGGCUUCAUUAGAAGAGUGGAGUACUUUAAGUGGGUGUCCAACCCUGUGCUCGUCAAAAAGCCAAAUGGCAAGUGGAGGAUGUGUAUUGACUUCACCAACCUCAAUGAUGCGUGUCCAAAAGACCCUCAUCCCUUGCCAAACGUCGAGAAGUUAGUGGAGCGGGCAGCUGGGCAUGCACGGAUGAGUUUUCUCGACGCCAACUCGGGCUAUCACCAGGUUCAGUUGCUGUUGGACGACCAAGAGAAAACAGCUUUCUACGCAGGGGACGCUAUCUACUGCUAUGUCAUGAUGCCGUUCGGCCUAAAAAAUGCCGGAGCAACAUACCAGAAGCUGGUCCAGAUCAUCUUUAAGCUCCAGAUCGGCAGGAACAUAGAAGUGUAUGUAGAUGACAUGAUAGUCACCAGCGUGCGAGCUGAGGAUCACAUUGGCGACCUGGAUGAAACUUUUCAAAACCUGCGCCGAGCACAAAUGAAGCUGAAUCCCUUGAAAUGCACAUUUGCUGUAGAGUUGGGAAAAUUCCUAGGAUACGUAGUAUCCCAAAAAGGAAUUGAGGUAAAUCCAGAAAAGGUUGAGGUCGUUCAGCAGAUGGAGCCACCAAGAACUGUCAAGGACGUGCAGCGUUUGACGGGCCGUGUUGCUGCGUUGCACCGGUUUAUAGCCAGAUCGGCAGAAAGAUGCCUUCCGUUUUUCAAAGCUCUGCGGGAGCCUAAGAACUUCCAGUGGACCAAUGAAUGUCAACAGGCCUUUGACGAACUCAAACGAUAUUUGGCCUCCGCACCCCUGCUGUCCAAGCCUGUCAACGAAGAAUGCUUAUACCUUUAUCUGGGGGUCACAGAAGAAGCAGUGAGUUCAGUACUACUAAGGGAGGAGGAUAAACAUCAGAAGCCUAUCUGCUACGUGAGCAAGGUGUUACAAGGUGCCGAGCAGAACUACCCAUUAGCAGAAAAGGCUGCAUUUGCCCUGGUUUACACAGCUCGUAAGUUGCGGGCUUACUUUCAAUCAAAUCAGAUUGUUGUCUACACUAACUUGCCAUUGAGAAAGAUACUGCAGAAACCUGAACUCUCUGGUCGGCUUGUUGGAUGGAGCGUCGAGCUGAGUGAAUAUGACCUCAGGUUUCAGCCGCGCACAACCAUAAAAGGCCAGGCCGUCGCGGACUUUCUGGUGGAGUGCAUCUCAGCGACAAAGGAAGAAAAAGCACCUGAACACCCUAUCUGGAUUUUAUAUGUUGAUGGAGCAGCUAACAUAGAAGGAUCAGGUGCUGGAGCAGUGUUAGUGGGCCCAGAUGGCUUUAGGUCUGAGCACGCACUAAGGUUUAAGUUUCAGGCGACUAAUAACGCUGCAGAAUAUGAAGCCCUCAUUUACGGACUAAAGCUAGCGUCCGAGCUGAAGGUACAAAGCAUUCAGGUCUUCAGCGACUCUCAGCUCGUUGUAGGCCAGGUCAAUGGCAGCUGUGAGAUCAGGGACCCCCAACUCGGCCGUUAUGCCUCUGUGGUCAACAGACUGAAGUCAAUGUUUGUUCUUUUCCAAAUUGAUAAAAUACCCAGAGCGGAUAACCACCGAGCCGACGAGCUGUCAAAAUUGGCCUCCUCGCAGAACCUUAAUCCUCAGAGGUCGACAAUCGUUGAGGUGCUUGACGCCCCAAGCUACACCGAUCUCGCAGCUGAGUGCCAACUGUUGAGUACAGACCCCUCUACACCGAGCUGGACCACCCCGCUAAUAAGUUAUUUACAAAGUGGAGAGCUACCUGAAGAUCAGUCCAUUGCAAAGCUGGUCAGGCGCAGGGCGGCACAUUUCACUUUGAUAGAUAAUCAGCUCUACAAACGGGCAGCCUCUAUGCCCCUAUUACGCUGUCUCACUCCUUUUGAAGCUGAAUAUGCUGUGAGAGAAAUUCAUGAAGGAGUAUGUGGCACGCAUAUUGGGGGCAAAACCUUAGCUCGAAAGCUCCUGAGGCAUGGGUAUUACUGGCCAACUAUGGUUGAGGACGCACAGAGCUAUGUCAAAAAGUGCCCGACCUGCCAGUUCAAUGCUGAUAACAUUCACAUGCCAGGGGAAACGCUAUCAUCCCUUACGUCUCCCUGGCCCUUUGCUCAAUGGGGUGUCGACCUGCUCGGCCCUUUCGUCAAAGUUCCUAGCUCAGCUCGGUCAUCUGCACGCAGGUUUGGCAUACCUCAGCGGAUUAUUGCCGAUAAUGGGCCGCAGUUCCAAGCAGCAGCACUGAGAUCGUUCUGCAAUGACUAUGGCAUUGAGCUCUCCUUAACAUCUGUGUACACCCCGCAGUCAAACGGACAGGCCGAGUCUGCCAAUAAAAUCGUUUUGCAAGGCCUUAAGACACGUGUUAUAGCCGCGCGUUCUAAUUGGGUUGACGAGCUCCAUAAAGUACUUUGGUCAUGUCGCACGACACCCAGCUCGGCCACGGGCGAAACUCCGUUCAGCCUGGCAUAUGGAGCUGAGGCCGUCAUUCCUGUAGAGGUCGGUCUGCCAUCUGUUAGAUCAGAUCGUCAGGACGAUCAGAAUAAUGGGCAACUCCUAAGAGAAAACCUAGACCUAGUGGAAGAAGUAAGGGAAAUGGCUCGAAUUAGGAGCGUGGCACACCAAAGCCGUGUGGCAAAGUUUUAUAACAAGAGAGUUCGGGCUCUCGACAGUUUCAGGUCGGCGAUCUAGUUCUACGCAAAGCUGGAUUAACCAAUGCCUAUUCGCAUAUGGGCAAGCUCGCUCCUAAUUGGGAAGGCCCUUAUAUGGUUAUUAAUAUUAAACGACCUGGGUGUUA
Messenger RNA from Rubroshorea leprosula, 5737 nucleotides. The record is from the annotation of a GenBank genome assembly. Lineage: Eukaryota; Viridiplantae; Streptophyta; Magnoliopsida; Malvales; Dipterocarpaceae.